This is a messenger RNA of Racocetra persica, 145 nucleotides long. The record is from the annotation of a GenBank genome assembly. Lineage: Eukaryota; Fungi; Glomeromycota; Glomeromycetes; Diversisporales; Gigasporaceae.
GAUUAUUGAUCCUGAAGUCGAUAGUAAAGAAGAUGGAAGUCAAACUAAAAAAGGUAAAAGGGGAAUGAUUACUAAUAGGACACUUGAAAAUAAAGCGAUGCAAAUGAGAAAUAGAAUCAUACCUAUGAAAUCCUUUGGAAAAAGG